Molecule: messenger RNA, 340 nt
Organism: Leptomonas pyrrhocoris
Lineage: Eukaryota; Euglenozoa; Kinetoplastea; Trypanosomatida; Trypanosomatidae
Exons: 1
Coding region: 56-340 (94 amino acids)
Source: RefSeq, a predicted model, not a curated record
AGUAGAACACAGUAAAAAGGGGAAAAGACGCAGAAUUCAGAAAUAGCAGCCUGUCAUGCGUCAGAGAGCUGAAGGCAUGGACAAAAACGACGCCGGUGAGGCGUUCGGCACCUCAGUCAACAUGCGCGAAGCCAACGCAGAGAAGCUGAAGACACUUUUAAACCGCGCCUCUGCCCGUGCGUCAGCGACAAAGAAGCGCAACCCCGCCUUGACGGGGGAUUACUUGGACUUUGAGAAUGCUGAGUUUGGUGGGAAGUGGAUUAAUAUCGCGUGGAUUACGCUGGUUGUGUGUGCACUCGUCUUAUUCUACGUACUUUGGUUUACGGACUGGGUCCGUUAA